Notodromas monacha is the source of this 2764-nucleotide messenger RNA. NCBI's taxonomy places the organism in Eukaryota, Metazoa, Arthropoda, Ostracoda, Podocopida, Cyprididae. The record is from the annotation of a GenBank genome assembly.
GUUAUUCGGAAUUUUCCUUGAUCAGAUUUCGUGAUUUUUGAGUGGCUUUUUGAAAGAAAAAAAAAACCCAAAACGAUGAUGGCGGAACAUUCCGACCCGCUAGACGCGUCGCAACGCGAAGACUCCAACGAGGACCUGUUCGCAUCAGCCAUGGAGAACAUCGAUCCCAAGGACGCGUCCGAGGCGACCUUGUCGAGUCCGCCGUUGCAAGAAGAAGUCCCGCUCAAUGACGACGAAGACGAGGAUGAAGACGAGGAGGACCCGCAGAUGAUCAUACCCGAACCCGCGCCUGCGCCGCCCAAAACCCCGGAAGCACAGGACGAUCAGUUCCUGGAGAUCUCCGUUUCGGAACCGCAGAAGGUCGGUGAAGGCAUGGUGUCGUACGUGGUGUACAAGGUGACCACUCGGACGAACCUGCCGUACUUCAAGCGCAGAAACUCUACUGUCACUCGCAGGUUCUCGGAUUUCUUGGGCUUGCACGAUAAGCUGGUUGAGAAAUACCUGCAUUCUGGUCGGAUCGUGCCACCGGCGCCGGAAAAGAACGCCUUGGGCACGACGAAGGUGAAGAUGAGCAACGACAUGUCGCCACAGAGCAGCACUCCUCCCACUGGCGGCUCUGUGGAAUUCAUCGAACGCCGCCGCGCGAGUUUGGAACGCUUCAUCAACCGUACUGCCGAGCAUCUCACUUUUCGCGCAGACCCGGAUUUCAGGGAGUUUCUGGAAACUGAUGGCGAACUCCCGAAGGCGACCAGUACUAGUGUUUUGAGUGGCGCCGGGUUCCAACGGUUGCUCAAUCGCUUCGGGGAGACUGUGAAUAAGAUGACGUUCAAGAUGGACGAAAGUGAUCCGUGGUUUGAGGAAAAAUCGCAGCAAGUGGAGAACUUGGACAACCAGCUUCGGAGAUUACACACUUCCUUGGAAGCCUUGGCGCAGUACCGACGGGAUUUGGCGGCGUCCACGACGAAUUUCGCUCGAUCCGCCGCCACUUUGGCCAAUUGCGAGGAACACACUGGACUGUCUCGUGUGUUGUCUUCGUUGGCGGAAGUCGAGGAGAAGGUGGAGCAAGUGCACAUUGCCCAGUCGAAUUCGGAUUUCUUCUACAUGUGCGAGCUCGUCAAGGAUUAUAUCGGAAUCAUUGGGGCUGUGAAGGCGGUGUUACAUGAGCGGAUCAAAGCUUAUCAACUGUGGCAACAUGCGCAACAAAUGCUGAACAAGAAGCGUGAGACCAAAGCGCGUCUGGAAAUUGCUGGCAAGACUGACAAAGUUGCUCCUGCCAAAGACGAGGUUUCUGAGUGGGAGGCAAAAGUGGAGCGAUGUCAGGAGAGUUUCGAGAACGUGUCAAAAAUGAUCAAGAAAGAGAUGGACAGGUUCGACCAGCAACGAGUGUCGGACUUCCAAGUCACGAUAGCCAAAUACCUGGAGGACCUUCUUCAACAACAAGAGCAAGUGACGAAGAUCUGGGAGGGAUUCCUUCCGCAAGCAAAAGCCAUCGUGUGAAAUGUAGACGAUCUGAAAGAUCAACAACGGAAACAUUCAGCCGAGCUGUGAAAAAAAACAAAACAAAAAAAGAAACAUAACCCCUACCCUUGGGAUUUGGAUCGUGAGCCGGUGGGGAUGAGAAAAAAGCGGAAGAAGGAAAAAUAAGGAAGAAGAAAAAAGGAAAACUACAUGGAUCUAGUUGUUUCAUCGUCGCUUCUUUUUCCCCUGGCCCCGGGCGUCAUUCCAUGUUUUGCGAAGUCAUUUUAUUUCGCUUGCUUUUAUUUUGUUUUGGGAAACCGUUGCCUUUUCUUGGGGUUUCAUGCGGGAGAUAUUUAUUCGUUCACGGUGCUUUUUGUGCUUUUUUUGUGGACGAACUGUGGCAGAACUAAAAGCAUCUGUGAAUUAAUGUGCCUGAGGGUGAAGCUAGAGUAGGUGCAGAGGUACUUCGUCUCCGAUUCCCUGUGGUUUUUUGGCGAAAUUUCGCUGCAUUGAGUCAUACAAGAAUUUCAUUAGAAAUGUAAUUCAUUCCCUUGAAAAAAAAUUCUGGACUUGAUUUUUGUGAUAAAUAAAAUAAUUCUAUCAAAUAUGUAAUUCGGUGAUUCUGAAUUUUACUUUUGACUUAUAGCGGAAAUUUCUAGGGCAUGGAAAUACGAACUUUCAUAAUUUAUGAUUACUUUUGAAUCCUGCAGUUUGCAUCAAAUGUAUUAAUUUGUAUUUUCGAGGAUUUCAAUUCUUCUCCAAAUUUGAACCUAAUGGGACAAAGAGAGAGAAUUCAAUCAAGAGUGUGAUUCACACGUUAAACAUGUAUGCAGUACAUUCUUACUGAGUUUUUAAAAUGUUCAAUGAAAUCCAAAGUUUGUUGCGUCGACGUCGUGAAAGAUGAAUGUAUCUGCAAAAAAAUAAGCUCGGCGAGUCAAUUUUAAGAGGAAAAAUCUCUCUUAACAUUAUUUUUAAAAACCUAUUUGCAGAUCGUUUUUUGUGGAGGGCAAACAUAACGGAAAGGCAUUUCACUCAAUUCGGGAAGAAAUUUCUUGCGCAGAAAAUUGUUCGUGAAAUUCUCUGGGGCCCGAAAUUUCGAUCGAUGUUGAUGGAAUUUUCGUAAUGGGAACAGUUCGCAGUUGUUUUUAGUUGCCGCAGUUGCGGAAUCUGAAAAUCUUAAAAAUCGACGAUUCUCGAUUAUUUGCGUAUGGCGACGUGGAGUACAGUUUAUUCUUGGUGUGGCGGUUAUUCCUCGAAGAAAGAAAAAGUAUCCUUGAAAGACAAUUAUAGCACGGAUUUUUUGAAA